AUGCGGCAAAGGCAAGAAGCCAUUCAACGUACAGGGCAACAGGUGAAAUUGUCAAGAGCGCCGACUUUUGCAGUUUGUGGUGGAAAUUACGCUGGGGCUCAGAGUGGCAAUCUGAGCACGCCAAACUAUCCGUUGAAUUACCCAGACAGUUCCAAUUGCGUCUGGAUAAUACACUGUCCGUAUUAUCAUUACGUGACUGUAUCAUUACCUAAAGUAAGCAUCGAAUUCGACAAAACCUGUGCAUUUGAUUACCUCGUAUUUUUCGAUGGACCGUCAACCGAUGGCAGUACACUCAACCCACAAAAGUCGGGUGUAGAUCUGACAAAACCUAGAGUAUGCGGAGAAGGUUCUGAUUUGCACUGGAAAUCAAGUGGACACAGUAUUACUGCAAAAUUCGUUAGUGAUGAUAGCACGAGUGCAAAGGGGUUUUCUGGCACCUGGAGUUGUGUUCCCAAGAGCUUGCCUCCAACAACAGUCAACACAAAGAAGCACACAACCUCUUUAUCGCAAUCGCACGUGAUCAAAACCUCAAUGCACACCAAGCAAGUGUCCCAAAAGAACACCUUGACUGAGGCAACUUCGCACAAAUCGAAUUCAAUCUCAACCGUUCGUGGAACUGGAGAACACACAGUGACGAAAAGUCGCGUGAAGUCAAAGCAAAUAGACACUACCUACGUCAUCACGG
Molecule: messenger RNA, 685 nt
Organism: Rhopilema esculentum
Lineage: Eukaryota; Metazoa; Cnidaria; Scyphozoa; Rhizostomeae; Rhizostomatidae
Source: RefSeq, a predicted model, not a curated record